AUGAGUUUCGCCAACGUCGUCAACGGCCACUUGAGAUAAAAAUAACGUCGCAACGCUCGUAUAUAAGAAGAAUCCAAGUGUCCGCGAACUGCUAUACCAACAGGAAUACAGAGAAUGAAGGCGGCCGUCGCUCUAGUUGCUCUGUGCCUUGCACAGGCGCUUGCCAGCCCCAUCCAGGCCCCGUUAGAACCCGAGGGCGACCUCAACAUGCCAGGCUUCACCAUGCUGAACAUGGCCCUGGAAAGCGGUCUCAUUGAUUUGCCUCCUGGCCUGGCUCGAAUGCCCUCAAAGCCCACCGACGACUUGGCCCGAUGCCUUGCUGAUUUCUUCGAAGAAAUGGCCUUCAGUUGCUAUUUCUACGGAAGGAAGCAAAUGGCUGAGGAUUUCCUGGCUCUUCGCGACAUGGCCCCUGACAUUGAGCAACUUGCCGUCCAGCACAACGUUGUCCCUGAAACCUGGGAUUUCCUUCUCGCCAUGAGGUCGGAGGGUUUGUCUGUGGUGAAUCUGCGCACGUACGUUGCUGAUACGAUUGAGUUCAUGAAUGGAGACGGUGGCGAUCUUAUCACCGAAAUUAGGACUCAAGUGAACGAUUUGAAGUCCCACAAGCAAGAGCUCAUUGCUGUGAAGGUUGCGGUUAAGAAACUCGCUGAGGAAUUGGAAAAGCAAUUUUCUCUCCAGAUUUCCGACAUUGCCGAAAUCCUCCGUCUGAUUUCUUACCAACUGGGCGACCUGGGCAAUAAUCGCGAGGACGUGUCUGACGACAUGAUGGCCAUUUUCAAGGCUUUCAACAAGCAGAAGAGAGACCUUUACAAUGCUGCCAUUUACAUGAAAAACGAGUGGAAACUCAUCGAAAAGGACCUAAAAAGGCUUGUGGGUUCUGACGCCGUCGCUCCCAUCUCAGCCAACGUCAAGCUUUUGGGUGAACAGAUCAAUGGUCAAAUGACCAUGGUCACCAGCACCCUCCUGAAGACCAUCAACGACUCCAGGGCUUCUUACGAGGCCAUGCGCGUUCUGUUCCCGGGAAUCGCCGGAAAAGAUGCCGCCGAGUUUUAAACUUUUAUAUAAAUAUUAUGCUUAUCAUUAUUUACAAUCAAUAAGUUACACUAUGAGUCUGACUAAUAUUAACUUCAUGCACGUUUAGGUUAAUUAAUAUAAUGCAAGGCUUCUUAUAUAAUAAUCUUAUAUUUACUUCAUUUAUUAAGAGCACAAAUAAAUAUAUUAUGAUUUUGAUCAAA
Neocloeon triangulifer is the source of this 1235-nucleotide messenger RNA. RefSeq lists its product as uncharacterized. Lineage: Eukaryota; Metazoa; Arthropoda; Insecta; Ephemeroptera; Baetidae. The transcript is spliced from 7 exons. Bases 115 to 1053 code for a protein of 312 amino acids. The record is from RefSeq and is a predicted model, not a curated record.